Messenger RNA from Xylaria bambusicola, 2791 nucleotides. RefSeq lists its product as uncharacterized. Lineage: Eukaryota; Fungi; Ascomycota; Sordariomycetes; Xylariales; Xylariaceae. The transcript is spliced from 10 exons. The record is from RefSeq and is a predicted model, not a curated record. The coding region runs from base 659 to 2554 and encodes 631 amino acids.
GGCAUUUUCCGUGUCAGCUUGCGGCAUUUCGAUAGACUGCCUACGCAUCGGCAUCUCCCUUGCGUCUUUCGGAGUUCCUUGCCUCUCGCCAGGGAGUACCGUGCAUAAAUACCUACUUACCCUUUAGGGCCUCGAUGAAGCCUUAUAUUCUCUCCAUCUCUCUCCUGCUCUGUCUAUCUCAAGUUCCACUGCAUGUGCAUAAAGGAAAGGCAACACACCACGCAGAUGCGCCAGGUCGUCAUUCUAUCACGCAAGUGCAUUUUGGCCGCCUCAUCUUCACUCCGCCUCCACUGCCACCCUUAUUCUCAUCGGCGAUAAUCACUGCCACUCGCCAGGCUGUAAUUACAGGCUGCUCUUCAUCCUUUUCCUUUCGUUCGCGCUCGUCUGUAGCCAUCAUGGGUUAUGUUACCGUCCUCUAUUGUGUAGGUCGCCUACUCAAACUAGACCUAUAUGAAUCUUUACUAAGAUACCUAGUGUAACUGUGCCGAGGGCCCGUGGGACUUGAGAGUAACCCAGUAUUGCCAAACUUGCAAUCAUAUUUUAUGUGGCUUCUGUCGUCACGAAACCGUCCAAACAAAGAGCGCUACCCAGAAAUGCGAUUCAGACGCGUGCUGUAUGAUUUAUGAGAGAAAGCCGUUAGCUUUUCAGCCCCAGCAAGAUGGCACUGCGCUCUUGGGAGGUCGACUUUGGACGACGCAAACCAGCUCGCACAUAUCUUUUAGAGAAUAAAGCGCACUUUCGUCACUUGCAUGAGAUCUCUGGUCACAGAGGUUCCUUUAUCCGGAUGGCCAUGAAAGAUUCCCGUGACUCCCAGCGUCUUGUCUACCGGGCUGACCGUAUUGAGAGUUUUUGCGGUAACUUGAGUAUUGAUGCACUGCUAAAUGCCUCUUCUGGCUUGGCUGUGCAACCAAUUGCUCUUCUGGACGACAGGAAAGCGGACCUGGUUGAUAUGAUCAAGGAGACAGGAAUCUGUCGUACGCAAAAAGGGCCCCUCGAUCCGAAGCAUUUGCAUAUGGAACUAAAGAAACCGAGAUAUAGCACGACAAACACCGGAACGCCCAGUACAGGCACAGCAAUAGGUGGUAGUGUUCCCACAACAGAGCCCGAUGCUGAGAGGCGAUUGAUCUAUAUAACUGACCUUAACCGUUACACUAUCCUUGUUCUACUUGAGACUGCGUCUAGUCAACAAGCAUACUUUCUUCGCGAUUUUAUAUACAACCACCUUGCUUUUGCGCCAAGUAUAGGAGUGACAAUCCCAUUUACCUCCUUCAAGAGCUUUGCUUUUGCAUUUCACUUCCCAUAUUAUGCUUGGAGAAAGGGCCCGCUAUAUUUCCAGGACGAGCGACGCAUGAACGAUGGACGGUCCUUGAGACGCAGUCAGCGCCUAGGAUUCCUUAACGAGACCCCAUGGGGCAAUUGCGAGGAAGAGGCCGAGGACUGCAUCUAUGAGGCUCAGAUAUCAUGUCUUGUGGCUGGGCUAGAUGACUCCUCUUAUAUCGGAUAUGGUUUUGUUGACACAUAUCAUAAUGGCCCCGAGAGUAAAGGGAGCGUCAAAGAGUAUCAUGAGACAUCUAACACGCCGGGACACUAUCCCAUGGACCCGCUAAGUGGCGGGAUGCUUCGUGCGAACCGUCCUAUUUGGAGCCCUCGCCUAUAUUUUUUGCGAGUACUGGAGCUCAGAAUCGAGGAGGUCAAAGAAGAAUGGGCGAAUUCCGUUUUUAUGCUCCAGAAGAAAACGCGUGCUUAUAUACAAGACUACCAGAUCCCCCAGGUUGUCUAUCUAUCUUCAGAUAUAGAAGGCCGGGGAGAGCGGUUGAGGCGUUUCCAUGACUGGACGGGAAGUACAGUUCGACUUGUAAUGGACCUAAUCCAUAUCUUAUCGAAGACCUUACACGCCUGCGACAGGUUUCAGAGCCAGGACUGUGGGUUCUUCCAAGAUGACAAUGCGUUUCACAAGGACACAAUAAUGCCAUCCCUGUGCCUCGCCGUGAUCGCAAAGCAUGUCGAGGAGAUGAAAGACCAGCUGCAAACUUUACAGCACUUAGAGAAGGUGUGCAAUAAUAUUUCCCGUGAGCUAGAAGCGUAUAUUGCGCUCGAGGAUCGAAAUGUCACGAUGAUUCAAACCCGGACGAACGAAAGUGUCAAAGCUAUCACAUUUCUCGCAUUCCUCGUCUCGCCUCCUGCGGUAACCUCGGCCUUAUAUAGUAUGCAAGACGAGGUGUUGCCAUGGCCAGUUGACACGCGUAGCUGGGGCUUCACAAUUGGUUUCUUUUACCUAUCGCUUGGUCUAGUCCUAUGGUUUCUUCUGAAGAGGUCCGAUAGGAAGAGAGAUCUGGCCCUCCGAGGGCAGAAAUGUGCAUCGCAAUUACCGACGCCUGCAAGAACUUAUCGCAUGCUAUGGAUCAAACGCUUCUGGGCGCGAUGCAGGGCCCAGGUUUCUAGGUUAGACGUUAGCUCCCCAGUAUCAUUCGAAGGGGACGACAGAUUCAUUGAUGAUGAGGAAACAGAGCUGAGCGACCUUAGUACACAACCUCAACCUACAGGCUUCCUAUAACGUACAAAAGUAUAACGAUUUCGGUUACGAUCACUAGGUGCAAGUGUAUUUUAUGCUCUCAUCAGCCACUUUUUGUCGUGCAAAAGGCUGCAUAAGUUACUUAAAUAUCGAUUACAAUGAAUAAAUCACUAUACUGACAGUAUUAUCCGCCGUGAUACAGAGACACACCCUAGCGAUGUGGAUUCGCCGAGACUCAACAGUGUUCGUUCUUUUGGUUGCGUUUUCCCGCUUGCCCAU